GCACGAAGAAAUCUGUGAGAAGGAGUCAACUUUAAAAUUUGCACUUUGGAAAGAUGUUUUGUCUGUAUGUGUAAUGGAAAGCUCGUAGGUGGUCACCACACGCAUAAAGCCAUUGUCUUCAGUUCAUAUACAAAUAUGGCAACGUUCGCACCAAUCUUUCGUAUCCAUUCCGAUUUCCAGUUGUUUCAGUCGAAACAGAGGUUCUACAUUUCGCCAAACGUGCUGAUCUCCUCCUGCAUAUAAUUUUCCAUGAAACUUUAGCGUUUAUUCAGUGGAUUUCUCCGACAACGAGCAGAUUGACAAGAGCAGCACUGGACUUGGCGUUCUUAUUAGACAUGGCCAGGGGGCUCACUUUUCUCUUCUUGAUCAUUCUUGCGACCUCACUAAUGGUCGAAGAAAUUUCUGCAACGUCCGAUACAGCUCAGCUUAAGCCUUCAAUAUCAGGAGCAACCAGGCGGGUAUGGGAUCUAAUCAGAGGCGCCCAUUUCGAAAAUGUGAAUUUUGAAGUCUGGGAAUUCGACGAAAGCUCCAAAAAGAUGUUGCACUUGCAGGAAAAUAUGAGGACAGCCCUGCCGACUGCAUUCACUCUCUCAUCGAGUGUAACACAAGGAAACCGAAAACUGCUCGCACAAAUGCCGGGUGAGCCAGGCGUGAACCGACCUCCUAACAGAGGCUCGCCUCCAGGUCCAACUGGCUAGACAUGCACGCGACCGAUGAAUCAAAAUGACUAGCUAGAGUUGCAGGCGGACACGCAUCUACAGCCCGGGACACCUUCGGAACUAAAUCAACUGGACUUGACGUGAUUGUGUGUAUUUUCGUCACAAGCUCAAAAUUCGUAUUCGGCAUUGUUCAGUGAAGAUCGAUUUGGAGGGAAGUUCUGUAGUGGAGGCCAUCUUUGGAAAUCCCGUACGUACUCGAUGGCAUCCCAAUUGGUCAGGACGGUGAAAAUUUAGCGCCUUAGUGAAUUAUCUACAAAAGCGCCCUGAUUAGAAGCCAGGGGCGGAGAUUCCUUGCUGCCUCUUAACGACAGUUCGAUACUAUGUUAACACAAAACUACGCUAUUGUAUAGUACUCAUGAAAAUUCCUUCGAAAGUUGUGUCUUCUCAGUUUGAUUGUACUGGCACAUUUCUACUGUACAGCCAUGAACUCGAUUUUUAUUACAAUCGGAGU
This is a messenger RNA of Marchantia polymorpha subsp. ruderalis, 1170 nucleotides long. Lineage: Eukaryota; Viridiplantae; Streptophyta; Marchantiopsida; Marchantiales; Marchantiaceae. The record is from the annotation of a GenBank genome assembly.